GAGCAGAAAUGAGAAAACAACGAAUUCAUCAUGAGUCCAUAUAAUAAUCUGUCUAUAAUCCAUAAUCAUAAUACUUUAUUAUUGACACUAAUGUGAAUAUAAUGUAAUAAAGCGCAUUGUAUGUCAUGCAGAAUACAUUUCUGAGCUGUUUUUAAGACAGUGAUGGAACAUCUGAAUAAAGUUAACAUUAGUUAAUUCAGCGAACAUGAUUAGUGACGCAAAUAAUCCGCUUUUUAGACGCUUUCACCAUUUUUGAAGUUUAUUGUUAAUGUCUCAACAACACGUUAUGAAGUAAUUGACUUUAUUUCUGUAAGAGAUGUUGUUUCUGCUACAAACUGCCCAGAAAUAUCUGAGAAAUGUUCGUCCAUGAGUUGAUCAUUGAUUUUUGACUCCUCCCAAAAUAACUUCCUCUUAUUCUCCAUCGGUCAGAUCUGUUCCAACACGCACAAAUGUGGAUCAGAAUCAGGAAUUCCACAUGAUGUCCGAUCCAAAGAGUUCCUGGCACGAAGAUUUCGCCAGAAACCUUUCCCGGUUUUUCUCAAGAAGUAAAUCUGUGGACACACAUGAAAGUGUUUUUGCAGAUUAUUUAUUAUCUUUCCUCGGCUGCCUGCGGUCAACACGGGCAGGAACAUAUAAAGAAAAGAUUCAUUUAACUGUGAGAAAAUUACAGGGUGUGUCAGUCUCACCAUCUCUCUGGAGAGGAUCUAAUAUCCAUGAACCGUUGAAGAUUAAGUGAGGCUGAUGGAUCCACCUUCACCUGCAGCGCUCACAAGGAUUCAUUUCACACACCUGAGCUGCACCUGAACAUGCCAGAAACUGCAGCUGCGCAGGAGCUGCAGCUGUCUGACGCGGCGGACAGAAACAGUGUGUCACUGAUGGAGGUCGACACACAGGGGGACUCGCUUGAACCUCCUGCCGCCACAGCGCCCCCUGUAGACGGAUUCCUCAGACGCCUGAGCAGCCUGUUCCAUUUCGUCCGGGCAGAGCCAUCCGGAGUACAGAGAGACACACACACAGACUCAGAAAGCAGCAGUUCCUUUACUGGACACAGAGACUCAGAGAAGACAGACAGCACUGUGGAACUGUCUCACUCUCUUCAGCUUGUAGAACCUUCUCACCAAACCUCAGUGGAGCUGUCUGUCUGUCAUUCAGAUGUCACACAAUCUGAAAAACAGAGUGAGGAGCAUAGAGAUGAUGCAGUAGUCAACAACUCUGCCAAAGAGUGUUUGGAGGACAAGAGACGUUUUGAUAUAACCUGUCCACCUGUGGUGACAUAUGGGACGUACCAUGGACAGAGGAAGGUCAGGAGAGCAAAGAAGAAGCAUCACUUGGAGCUUCAUUCACCUAUCUCAGAGGGAGAGGAGGCAACACAUCCAGACGUCCAUGACACUGAGAUCUCCUUGGCUUUAAACACAAUGAGUUCUGAUAGUCAAAUAAACCCCACUACUGUAAGUCCAGUAUCUUACAGAGAAAAUUAUUUGAUCCACAGUGUCCUGUCAACAGACAAGGAGACUACAGACAGAGGUCCCGCUGUAGAAUCUCCAGCCAGUAAACUUGCUCGUAAUGAUGAAACCAUCUUUGAUCGGUUAGUAACUUGCAUAGAAAGAGAAUCAGUUCACACCAUUCAUGAAGCAGAAAAGAGACUACUGAAUGAAUCAUCUAACAGUGGCCAGGAAGAGCUUGGUCAGAGCGAAAUACCUGAGAUGGUAUCAGUGAACAGUAUGCAGAAGGGGCCACAAUUAUUCUGCACUGAUGCUCUGACGCACCAUCACAGCUCAAAUCCAGCUCUAAAACAGAGAUUACUGCAGAGAGACUCCUCAGUAUUUACAGACAAAACAGAGCAUUCAUCCCUUGAUGAUUCCCAGAUGAGUGACAGCCGAGAAGAGAGAUUGACUGAAGAGGAUUCUGGGAUGGACGAGGAGGUUCUGCGACUGGAGUCUAAAAAGUUGGUUGGCGGCAUUCAGAAAAAUGCUCUUGCUGCCUUUCAAAUGAUGAAAGUAUCUGAGGUGGAGCGUGAUGUACUGUCGACCUGUGAACUUCACAAAGGUUCAGUGUCUGUUCAGUUUGAAGAUACAGAUGGUCAUAGAGACGGAGCAGAUAAAUCAGAGCAGCAGUUUAAUAUAUUGAUGUCUGAUCAGACACCAUCUGUAGUUCUGGAGGAUGUGCUGAUGGGGAGCCAUAGCAGGUCGACGCCCUCCUCAGGGUACGAGUCCAUCGCUGGAUCUGACUGUGACAUCAGGUGCUGUGUGAGUGUGACCUCUGACAUCACUGCUACAAGUGCUCCAAUCAGCUGUCAGCUCGAAGAUAGUUAUGAGAAUCAGGCAGUUCUUGAAUAUUUAGCAGUGGAAAAGGAAGUGCAUAAGCCAUUAUCUCUGAAUGUUCACAGUAAUGGAGACAUUCUUCAUAAAACAGACAUUAAUAUUGUGCUGCCUGCUGUGUGCGUGUCUCUCAUUGGUGAAGAGACUGAGCAGCAUACAGUUUAUGUCUCUGACUGUGAAACAGAGCAAUACAGAGUAGCGAACAGAUCUCAGGAUUCAGCCAAAGACGAUACAUUGAGCAAUAACUGUAGACAGAACCUGGACAAUGAUUUCUGUGAUGCUUCUUCAAUCACUCCUGACACUGAUACGUCUGGGAAUCUGGAGAGUCAAACUAAAUCUCUCAGAGUAAUGGAAAAGUGUGAUCCUUUUAACCCCAGUCUCACAUUUGACACAACAGAUCUUGCAAAGAGAGAGACACCAAAGAUUUCAGAAUUUGCACAGCAGCCAGCAGCUACACUAAGCCAUAAAUCUGAUCAGACGGAAGCACUUUAUUCAGUCAUUGCUGAGCAGGAACAUUUUUGCCAUUACUCUGUGACUGGUGAAGAUCAGAGUUUUCUCCUGGUGGAGAGUUCCCAGGCAUCCAUGAAUGAAGUCCAGACACACUCAGGAGGGCUCGAUCCGUCUCAGUGGACAUCAGUCAGAGCGUUCCGCUGUGAGGUCAUAGAUGACCAAAGCCAGAGUCCAGCAACACUCAUCUUGGAUCGAGUAGAUGGUAGAAUAUCAGCCGUAUCUCCUUCAGGGAGUAGAAUUCACCUCGACCUCCCGGACAGUUCAAGCAGAAGCACGGCUUUUGUUUCCCAACAUCCACAUUUUCAUGAACUUGAUCUCCACCAGGUUGAUGGAAGCUUUGCCAUUAUCAGUGAGGAGGAGGAGAUGGACGCUGUGUUCGUGAAUGACACGGAGCCUGUGCACAGUCCUGGCACACGCAGAGCCAAAGUGUACCCCUUCUCCCUCUCACCCAUUUACGAGGAAGAGUCAGGGUGCGAGGAGGUCUUGGAGACGCUGCUGGUUCCGCCGGUGACGGAAGAGGAGCAAAGGAGCGUGGAGCAGCAGGCGUCAUCCAUCCUCUCCCUCCUGCAGUCAGUCAGUGAGAAGCUUCAGUCCAGCGUGAUAUGCGGUUCAGAUGAGUACCAGACCGAGUCUUUGAUAGUCGCCACAAGACCACUGUGGCACUCCAAAAGAGAUGGCAGUGAGCAAGAAGAUGAUGAUGAUAACUCCAGUGUUUUACUGCACCAAUAUCUUACUGAGGCCAAACCUGUCCAGCAGCCAAACACAGAGGAUGAGCUCAGCUCAAAUAUUGAUCAGACUGCUAAAGAAUCUCAUGAAAGUAUCCAGGUGGAGCUGAACUGUCAUUGUACACUGGCAAACGUUGGAAAGAAUAUCAAUACACCUUUCUAUCGGUAUUUAAAAUCCAGAGUGACACCAUCCACUGAUAAUGAACCCAAAGACACUAAACACUUUGUGUGCUGUAAUGAAACCUACACAAUGCUCAUGGGAGAGAUUGGAGGCUUUGGACGGGUCAGCCCGAGACCUUCUACAAUGCUCAUAUAUAAGGGUCAGUCACUCAGCGGUGACAGAAGGGAAAUCUGUGAUGAUGUAGAAGAUGCCAGAAGUGUUCUGUUCCCUUGUGGAUCCAUGAUUCACGUGCUCAGAGGAUGUUGGCUGCUGUAUAUGGAUUUGUGUUUCGGCGGGUUUUGUGUUCUGCUGGAGGAGGGUCAGACCGUGAGGACCAACAGAGAACCUCAACAGAACCUGCAUCAGCACAGAGAACCCCAAAGAACUGACAUCAGUGACAUGCUGUCUGUGCGCUCCAUCAGAACACUGCUGAAGGAAGAUGGCAUUCCAGAGAUCCAUCUCCAUCCCAGUGUGUCUCGGACUGGAGAGACAAUCCGUCUCUUCUCUGCUAAAGACCUGAUAGAGCAGCAUGACCCCGUGACCCUCUCUGAUCUCUCUGUCAAGACUGGAUGCUGGUUAGUCUACGAUGAACCUGGAUUUAGUGGUAAUUCUGCUGUUCUGGAAACAGACGGGAGGGUCACACCUGUUCUCCACAGUUCUCUUGUGUCAUGUGUAAAGAGUCUCCGGCCAUUAAAAAUGGGCGGGCUGAGGGUGGCAAGACCUCUCGACCCAAAGGUGAUGUUGUAUGAGAAAACACAGUUUCAGGGUGAGUGCAGAGAAGUGCUGAAUUACAAAGACAGUUUGGAGGAUACGGAGAUGCCGGCGGGCUUUUCGUCUCUGCGGGUCACAGGAGGAAUAUGGGUGGGGUUCUCCAGUGAGGGGUUCAGAGGUCAUCAGUGUGUGCUGGAGGAAGGUGGAUACAGCGACUGCUCAAGACUCUUCAAAAGCUCCAUCAAAUCACUGCAUUACAUUCACACCUAACACCAGCAUCUGAUCUGAUCUCCCCCAGUAACACCAGCAUCUGAUCUGUUCUCCCCCAGUAACACC
Messenger RNA from Xyrauchen texanus (razorback sucker), 4760 nucleotides. RefSeq names its product beta/gamma crystallin domain-containing protein 1-like. The coding region runs from base 807 to 4694 and encodes 1295 amino acids. The transcript has 14 exons. NCBI's taxonomy places the organism in Eukaryota, Metazoa, Chordata, Actinopteri, Cypriniformes, Catostomidae. The record is from RefSeq and is a predicted model, not a curated record.